AUGCGACGCACGUUGAGUAAUAUUCCUUGGCGCAUCGCGCGCGAUGGCGCUAUGAGAUCUAUGAACAUCGCGAAAAUCCCCGAGACCAGCGCGAGCUUGAACAGCGCUGGAGAUCUCACCUUGCGGACAACCAACUCUCUCGUCGCGCGUACGUACGCCUCGGCGAAAUCCAUCGGCGCCGGUAAGGUUACCCAAGUAAUUGGCGCAGUCGUAGAUGUCCAGUUCGACGAUCAACUGCCUCCGAUCCUUUCUGCUCUCGAGGUUGAAGGACAUGACGUUCGUCUAGUGCUUGAAGUUGCUCAGCAUCUUGGGGAAAAUACGGUUCGAACGAUCGCAAUGGAUACCACCGAAGGUUUAGUAAGAGGCCAAACCGUGAACAAUACAGGCAGUCCUAUCCAAAUCCCUGUUGGCCGCGCAACUCUCGGGCGGAUCAUGAACGUGAUUGGCGAGCCAAUUGAUGAAUGCGGUCCGAUCUCAACAUCGACCUCGCUAGGCAUCCAUAGAGAAGCUCCCCCUUUCGUCGAUCAAAGUACGGAGAUGGAAAUGCUAGUUACUGGUAUCAAGGUUGUUGACUUGCUUGCCCCUUAUCAGAAAGGUGGUAAAAUUGGACUUUUCGGUGGUGCAGGUGUUGGGAAGACAGUCUUCAUCAUGGAGUUAAUCAACAACAUUGCAAAGGGACACGGCGGGUUCUCUGUCUUUGCUGGAGUUGGUGAAAGAACUCGAGAAGGCAACGAUCUUUAUCACGAGAUGAUCGAAGGUGGUGUUAUCAAGCUGGGUGAUCAAGCAAGUGAUUCAAAAUGUACUCUCGUGUACGGACAAAUGAACGAACCUCCUGGAGCGCGAGCGCGGGUCGGUCUUACAGGUUUAACUGUUGCCGAAUACUUCCGUGAUUUUGAAGGCCAGGAUGUUUUGUUUUUUGUGGAUAACAUCUUUCGCUUCACGCAAGCCAACUCCGAAGUGUCUGCGUUACUCGGCCGAAUCCCCUCUGCGGUUGGAUACCAGCCAACGCUCGCAACUGAUCUCGGAGGCCUUCAAGAACGAAUUACAACGACUACAAAAGGUUCUAUCACAUCAGUCCAAGCCAUUUAUGUCCCCGCUGAUGACUUGACUGAUCCUGCCCCCGCUACCACGUUUGCUCACCUCGACGCCACGACCGUUUUAUCACGUUCCAUCGCAGAAAUCGGAAUCUACCCUGCGGUGGAUCCACUCGAUUCAACGUCCAGAAUGCUGUCCCCUUUGACUCUUGGUGACGAGCACUACAACACGGCUCGUGGUGUCCAAAAAAUUCUGCAGGACUACAAAAAUCUUCAGGAUAUCAUUGCGAUCCUCGGGAUGGAUGAGCUCUCUGAAGACGACAAGUUGACAGUCUCUCGAGCUCGAAAAGUGCAACGCUUUUUGUCACAGCCGUUUCAUGUCGCUGAGGUUUUCACCGGAAGUCCAGGUAAAUACGUCGAUCUGAAGGAUACUAUCUCAGGGUUCAAGGGUCUCAUAAGUGGCAAUUACGACGACUUGCCAGAAAUGGCAUUUUACAUGGUUGGCGAUAUGAACGAGGCGAUUUCGAAGGCGGACGAACUCGCGAAGCAGGUGGCGUAA
This is a messenger RNA of Ostreococcus lucimarinus CCE9901, 1593 nucleotides long. RefSeq names its product ATP synthase beta chain, mitochondrial precursor (gene AtpB). The transcript has a single exon. NCBI's taxonomy places the organism in Eukaryota, Viridiplantae, Chlorophyta, Mamiellophyceae, Mamiellales, Bathycoccaceae. Gene Ontology annotation, molecular function: ATP hydrolysis activity; proton-transporting ATP synthase activity, rotational mechanism; ATP binding. Bases 1 to 1593 code for a protein of 530 amino acids. The record is from RefSeq and is a predicted model, not a curated record. Gene Ontology annotation, biological process: proton transmembrane transport; proton motive force-driven mitochondrial ATP synthesis.